AUGAGUGGCACAGGACUCGGAUGGCCCGCUUUAGUGCCACCAUACCGCAACCGCCUUGAAGAGUGGUUUAGCACGCCUGAGAAAUUGCAUGCCUCAUUCGACACGAGGGAAGAGCUUGUAUCAUUGCUUAGGGCUUGCGAUAACACGCUUCUUGAAAGUAGCCUGCAGUUGAUUGCGGAUGCACUUCUUGAAUGGCAUGCAGACAAUGCUCGCACAGUUGCGAGUGGGCGCAGGGAAUCAAGGAGGCGCUUGACAGAGUGCUUGCCCAGUGUCCCGGGAACUGGCCUUAGCUUGCAUGAGCAUUACAAUCAGAUUGCACUUCAGAGUCCACUUGCGUUGCUUCCGGUUCUUCGCAAGCGGAAGUUAGCUACUGAUAGGGUCGUGGAUCGCGGUGCCAGGGCCACUGAGGAGAUACGGCUUCGGCAGGAGUAUGCAUUGCGUCUUGCAGCCAUCAUGCAGGAGGCGCAACUGCCGGUGUGCAAGGUGCUUGCAGGGGUCAGCAAUGCCGAGGAAGCCUGGCCACGGCUGUUCGGGACCCGUCGAUCCAAGACAUUGAGAAAUCGCUUUAGAGCUUGGGACAAGUUUCGGGAAUGGUUGCUUUAUAGCCGUGGCAGGAGCUAUCCGGAAGGGGUAGCUGAUGUGCUAGAUUAUGCCAAUGAACGAUUCCAGGAAGGAUGUGGAAAGACAGUUCUCGAAAGCCUGCAAGCCUCUCUCAGUGUAAUUGAAGGUGUAGGGCGCGUGCCGUCUACGCAGCAGAUAUCUCAGGAUCCCACAUGGCAGGCGCAGCUCAAAAGUUACACAGCCGAUUUGGUUUCGGCGGCACCGCCGGAGCAGCCAGCCAGCAUGCUCACUGUUGCUAUCGUUCUUGCAUGUGAGAUCUUCGUUUGCACGCCCGGGGAGCCUAGUUACUUGAGAGCAUUGGGCUUUGUCUGCUUAUUGAUGGUUUGGGGAUCGCUUCGGGCUGAUGAUGUUCAGGGGCUCUUGCCGCAGACCAUGCUUCUGGACGAGCGAGGGCUUAGCAUUGAUCUCGCGCGGUCCAAGACUACAGGGCCCGACAAAAGGACCCACACCGUCAAGGUCUUCGUGGAACGGAGUAUCUCUCUGACAGGGCAUGAUUGGCUGAAGGUCGGAUAUGCACUUUGGAAGGAUUUCGAUUUUGAGAGGGAUUAUCUGGUUUUGAAGGCCAAUGAAGGUUUCACGGAACCCCUGGAGAAGUCGGUGCCUUCCUCCACGGUGGCCCUUUACUUCCGCAAAGUUCUCAGUGAGUUGAAAACGCCCAAGCGUGAGGGGCGCACAUGGAAGGCCAAUGAUCAGCGUCCGCUGCUCCCGGGAUACACUUCCAGUCAUUUUACGGGACAUUCUGCGAGGAACUUCCUUAGCUCGGUCGGAGCGGCCAUCGAUGUCGACCCCAGGGAGCUUGAUUAUCUGGGUCGCUGGAAGGUAGGUGGCGAAGGUUCUGCAACCUACAUUCGCACUUCUAGGCAGGUUGUGCAUCGUCUCCAGAGUCACAUUGCUUGUUCCCUUGUCACCGGACAGCCAAAGCACUACAUCGAGGUGGAUUCCAUCAAGGCUUUGACGGACUAUGCAGCUAAGGCGGGGGAGAGCGAGUCUCAGGUUCGUCGCCGUCACACCCUCCUCGAGGGAUCCAAAGGCUUGGGCGGGUCGUGGCCAACUCUGGCAUUGGAAGUGGGUGUUGCGGCACCACCUUCUCCAGUCGAGCAGGUUUCGAUGCCAGGCAGCCGGGGGGAUUACUUCAUCGUUACCUCUCGCACCACAGGCCUGAGGCGUCUGCACAUGUUGGGCUGCUAUGUCAAGCCUGAGAAUUGUUAUGAUGUGAAAUUUGUCAGUCAUGUCGGCGCGGAGGACGUCGAUAACAUUUGCAAAGAUUGCAAAGCAAGAAUGAAGGCUCAGGCCGGAGAGGAGGAAUCAGACCCCUCCAGCAGUGACAGUGGGAGGAAGUCUCACUCGGCGCAGGCCGUGAGGUGCCGGCGGAUUCCGCAUCCUGUCACAGGCCUCAGGGCGACGGGUGGACACAUCGCAGUGCAGCUAAAGGCCUCAGGGCGGCUAGCAAUCCAAGUCCUACAGGGCCACAGGCGAUUCCAGGCAAUCGCCGAUUCCCGGCCGGAAGCUCGGGCUGCUGGGAAGGCGGACUUUGGUCUUGAUGAUGGGGCUGCUGAUGGGCGACAACAAAUCGCGGGGGUCGUCGCUGCAUGGGAACUUGCACGCGACGUAAUCAGCAAAGAGACGGAAACACGAGCAGAGGCGAAAGUGUUAGGCCAGCCGCGAAUCUUGCAAGUCACAGAGAGGCAAGCAAUGCUCAAGGCGGUAGCGGCCGUUCACGGGCAGCUGGGAGAGUCGGAGACUCCAUCGUCUGAGUACCUCGCUCUCAAGUGCGAGGAGUGCGAAGCCAAUGAGCCUCAGGCUUCAACCUUGGAUGCCAUAACUUCGAAGAAGAACACGCUCACCACGAGCAUCCAGUCCAGCCUUGAUCUUAAGCUGUCUGACUUCGACCACUUCGUGAACUACAUCCUUGGCGAAAAGGUCGCUCAGCUCUCAGUGCCUACGUCUCAUCAGCCAGCCGAUGAGACCUACUUCACGACGCCGCUCGCCUUGUCCAUCAUUGAGCGACCACGCAAGUGGCACAAAGGCAAGGGCAAGGGUGAUGUGGGCUCUUACCUUCAGUCAUUGGGCAAUGUCACUAAUCUUCUUCAGUUCGAUCUUCAGCGCUCCACGGAGCAUGACUUGACUAAGGAAGGCUUGUGGCAGCACAUCUUUCAAUUGCUUGGCGAAGGGGAUUGGAUCCUCAUUGAUCUCGGCGCAACGCCGGAUCACGAGUUACCGGCUUCCAUCUGGCAGCUACCAGCUCUGCGUGAGCUCCAGGUUUCCACUCAGGCCAUCACUUUUGCUUUCUUUCAAUGCAGCUUUGAGGCUCCCACUUCCAAACCCACACGCCUUCUCACUAAUCUACGGGCCUUUGUCGAGCAGCCUCCGCCUUUUGCUUCAUGGCCACGCUUCGACUCCAGUGAUCGCUACGUGGGGCCGUUGCCGCCACGCUGCCCGCACGGGAAACAUGACAAAGUACUUGCAGGCCGAGAAGGCUCCCGCUGGGCGACCGAGUCAUCAGCAGCCUAUCCUCCUCUGUUGUGUGAGUGGCUUGCGCAUGCUGUGCUUGCUUCCGCUUCGCAGGGGGGACUUGGGUCAGCGCCGCACAGCUCCGUUCCAGGUGAGGCAGGUCCAAUGCAGGAAUCCCACGAGGCAACGCAGGAGGUGCAUCAGGAUUUAUGUGAAGUGCCGCAGGGGCUGCACCAGGUGGUUUCCGAUAGGGUAGAGGCGGUUACUGAUAGGGUAGAGGCGGUUGGCUUGAUCGAGUCGGAAGCACCUCCUUCCACUUUGUUGCCGUCGCCAGACUCUUCGGGGUCCGCGUGCAAAGGCUUCCCGGCUUCCACAGAAGCUUUGGCAUCCUUCGUGCGUAGCAACAUGCCCGGGCACCCCUUUACCACGAUUAGCCUUUACCUUAACACUGGCACCAAGCCCCACAAAGACUCCAGGAACGCACCUUUGCCCAAUGGGAUAAUAGGGGUUACUGACUUCGUAGGAGGAGAGAUCUGGGUCGAGGCCCAGGAUGGGGAGUCUGUUCAGAUUGUUGACGGUAAGCGCUUAAGUGGUCACCUUCUUCCGAUCAGUGAGACACCCACCUACAUACAUGCCUACCGCGAUCUUCACCUCACAAUGCCCUGGAAAGGUAAGAGAUUAGUCAUCAUAGCUUUCAGUGUAUCGGAGCAUACUCAGGCAUGCGAUGAGGAUCUCGCGUUUCUUCGCGGGCAUGGUUUCGUCCUUCCGGGCGAAGAGCACAGUGUUGAUCUUGAGGCGGUCCAGUCAGAUGAUUCGGAGGUGCUGGAGGGGGGUGAGGUCGAAAGGCCGGAGCCCUUCAAGCAUCAGGAGUGCCACAACAUCGGGCUGCCUUUGAACCUCGAGUGGGAUGGCAAAACUCAGCCGAUCACGGAUGGCUUUGGACUCUGCUCACCCACUAGAUGGCCUCCGGAAGCCAGGGGGGGCCUGCUGCCCAAGCAGGCUUUGGAGUUCGCCACUGCCAUGCAUCAAGUGCUUCGAGACUUUGUAGCGGACGUUGUGCCUGAUAUCAAGCGCACGGCGAUGGAGCUUGCGCUAGGCCGCCUUAAGGAAUCGCCUUUCACUCCCGAGAUGUUAGGGGUCCUUAGGAAGGAUUGGUUUAGUUGCAUAGAGGUUGCUUCGGGAGGCAAGUGUACGGAUCUUGAUGUGGUGCCGAGUGGCCAGCCAUUCUUCUUGCAUGCUGUGUCUGCGACGGCUCGGCUGUUGCAGGACCCAGAUUGGAAAGCCGUUUCUUGCCAGGAGGACUCCUAUGUCAGCGGGGUCGCGAUCGGUUAUGACUGCCCCGUCGCCGCAGCAAGAUCGGUCAAAAGAGAAGGCGUGGCCUUCCGCACUGAUGCAAAGUGCGCGGACGGGUACGUGGUCCUUGGGGGUUGGGAUUGCGCAGGCACAACUCAGGAGUCCAGAUGGUUCUCACUUCGACUUACUCCCUCAGAGGCCCCUUACCUCUUCGACUCAGAAGGUCACAGUCAGUGGGCUUCGGCAUCGGCUGAAUUGCUGGCCACGCUGGCUGCACUGCACAUCUUCGGUCACCUUGAAGCCGGGCCAACUAGGCGUUUGAUGAAGGUUGAGGUUCUAGCUCAGACGGAUAAUAAGUCUAACGAGGGCUUGACUCGCAAGGGUUCUACAACGCGCUGGCCCUUGCUCAUGGUUAACAUGCAGCUCACCCAUGUUCUCAUGAAGGCCGGCUUGCGGUUGAACUUGGGAUGGCGUCCACGGGACGAAAAUCAGGAGGCCGAUGAUUUAACCAACGAAAUCUUCGACCGUUUCUCUGAGGAGUUGCGGGUCCCAGUGCAGUACUCCGAAUUGCCGCUUUCCUUUCUUCACACUCUUUACGAAGCCAGGCGUGCACAGCUGAGCAGCCGUGAAGUGGAUUCCAUCCGCGACACGGUCGGUGGCAGGCCACGCUUCAGAGGCAAGAGAAAGAGAGAGAAGUCUCCUUGGUGA
Symbiodinium sp. CCMP2592 is the source of this 5073-nucleotide messenger RNA. The record is from the annotation of a GenBank genome assembly. NCBI's taxonomy places the organism in Eukaryota, Dinophyceae, Suessiales, Symbiodiniaceae.